AUGUCGUCGAUACAAUGUGUGUCUAUGUUAAAAUCACUUUUUAAAUCUGAUAAUUUUGAUGAAAUUAUUGAGCUCAAGGCUGCACCUUUCAUUUUCAAAGUAAAGAUGGCAUUAUUAUUACCAUUACCGGCGGAAAUAGUUGUAGUCGUGGCAGUAAUAGAUGGCAUUGUUGUUUUUUUUUGUAUUAAUGUUUUGGGAAUAAUGACAGGUAGGAGGUUAAAGAGUAAAGAAGUUGGAGAAUUAUUUAAUGAUAAAGAAAAAUGUCAUAGUAUUAGAUUUGAAGUAUUUGUUAAAGAGCAAAAUUGUUCACCCGAAGGAGAAAUUGAUGAAUCUCAAGGAAUUGGAACAAGAUUAUUGGAAGAAAUCGAAAAGUUUGGAUAUAAUGAAUUGAAAAUUUCAAAUUUUAUUUUACAUGCUCAAUUUGAUAAAAAAGAUUGGUAUGAACAAAGGGGUUAUAAAAUAUCAUUAUCAUCCAAAUAUAGCAACUAUAAUGAUAAUAAUUAUGAAAUAUUUUAUGAAGAGAAUAUUCCACACGUUAGAAUGGAAAAGCAAUUUACAAAUAAAACAAAAAAAAAUACAUUUUUGAUAUUGGGCUUAAGUGAUUCUGGCAAAACCUCUUUAUUUGGAAAAUUACAAUAUGAAAAAUCAAUACAAACACAUACAUCAAUGAAAGAAAAUGAAGGUUAUAUUAAACUAUACGAAGAUAGUAUAGAAUUAACAAAGGAUCAAAUCCAUUUUGUGGAUAUUCCAGGACAUGAGAAAUUACGUUUUAAAUUCACAGAUUUUAUACCAAUCACACAUGGAAUAGUUUUUUGUAUUGAUAGUUCAACUUUUACAAGAAACAUAAGAUCUAAUGCAGAGUAUUUGUAUGACAUAUUUUCAAAUAAAGAUGUAAAUAAAUUUAAGAUUAGAACAUUAAUAAUAUGCAAUAAGAGUGAUUUAAUAACAGCCUUGCCACCAGAACGUGUUAAAACAUUAUUGGAAAAUGAAAUUACACGCACAGCAGCUUUAGAUCAUCAAGGUUCAUCAUCGAUGGAAGACGUUGACGAAAUGGAAUUCUUAGGAUAUGAGACGGAAGAUUUUAAAUUUGAACAUUUAGAAAAUGAUGUUGAAUUUAAAAAAUGUUCAGUGGAAAAUAAUGAAAUUUCCGAAAUUAAAUAUUGGAUUUCUGAUUAUUGA
Molecule: messenger RNA, 1179 nt
Organism: Entrophospora sp. SA101
Lineage: Eukaryota; Fungi; Glomeromycota; Glomeromycetes; Entrophosporales; Entrophosporaceae
Source: the annotation of a GenBank genome assembly